GCGUAUGAGGGAGCCGGGGCCGAUAACCAGGGGUGGUGGAAAAAGCGCUGUUGCGUUUUACAUGCAUUUGGCAGGUGUCUUAUUCACUGGGCUCAAUGGGGUUAUUCCAUGGGAAAUGAGGUGUGAGUGCACCGUGUACGAUGAAGUGUGAGAAAUAUUAUGCAUCUUGCUUGUGGUUAGUUGGGAGGAGAUUUCUUGGGGGGGGGGGGGGGCAGAGUCUGGCGUGGCUGGGAAACCAGUGCCCGAGAUGUCUAGGAGCAAGGGAAGCGUUGUGGAGAACAAGGGGAGGGUGGCGGUUCGUGGAAGGAAGUCAUUUUUACGUGACUACGACAAUAUCUACCGGCAGAAGAGACGAGCUUGGGUUUGCUUGGAGCGGCCAGCGCAGCAGGCGCCUGUUUUGCGAAAGCACCAGACGGGCUGCCAGCACGCGAACCACUUCUGGAACGGACCAUCUCGAGGCUCUGCCAAAACUGACCCUAUUUACUCCAGACAAGCAUUGUUGAGGAUAUGAGACCCAGUUCCUGGCCUGCAUUGAAGGAUCCCCGGGAUUCUGACAUGCUAAAGGACCAGGACAGGUUUCAAUACCUCACAUCAAAGCCAGCCGCGACGAGAAGAGCGUCUCCCUCACCGAGAGCCGCCUUCGAGAUCCGAGCUGGCCUACACAAGGAGAAUACAUCCUAAUUUAAGUAAACAAAAACCAAAACUUUACAAACUUUUCAAACC
Messenger RNA from Cryphonectria parasitica EP155, 723 nucleotides. RefSeq lists its product as uncharacterized. The record is from RefSeq and is a predicted model, not a curated record. The transcript has a single exon. Bases 141 to 503 code for a protein of 120 amino acids. Lineage: Eukaryota; Fungi; Ascomycota; Sordariomycetes; Diaporthales; Cryphonectriaceae.